Messenger RNA from Neopelma chrysocephalum (saffron-crested tyrant-manakin), 600 nucleotides. RefSeq names its product transmembrane protein 212 (gene TMEM212). The record is from RefSeq and is a predicted model, not a curated record. NCBI's taxonomy places the organism in Eukaryota, Metazoa, Chordata, Aves, Passeriformes, Pipridae.
AUGGCUACAGUCUCUAAGGAGCUGCUGUUUAUUAUGAGCCAUUUCUGCCUUGGCUUUAGUGACAAACCCUCCUUGCAAAUCCAGCAGGGAGAGGCUCACAAUGAAGGGAAGAGCUUGUAUGGAGUUGCCAGAGGGAUACUGAUUACCUUUGGGAUUAUAAGAUUUUUUUUUCCCCGGAAUUUUUGCCUCCCUCCCCUGUUUUUUUCUUAUAAGCCCUGGUCCUUUGGAUGGAGUUUUUGUCUCACUGGUCCCAUUUGGAAUGGAGCUUUGUUAAGCAAAACAAAAGGGGAGGCCAGUUUUGCCUUCGACAUCACAGGCGCCUCAGUGCAAUUUUCUGCUGCCGUUGCAUCUUUGCUCCUUGGCCCAUCCUGCUACUGCUUGCUGGCUGGGAUCACUGGGACCAGCUACCUGGGAGCAGUUCUGUUCCCCUUCCCCUGUGCUGACUUCCCAAACCUCUGCAAAGACCCACUGUGGUAUGAGUGAUACCCUCUCACCUUGAAAAUACUGGACCUGUGCUUGAGUCUGGCAGAUUUGGGUUUUGUGAUGACUUUUGCGAAGCUGCUGCAAUUUGGACAUUUAAACAUGAGCGUAGAGCCCUAG